UCAAACGUCAUUCGGAAACGGAACAAUUAUGACGUAAACACAAAAGUGUGCGAAAUAUUUCUAUUUAAAUUCCUAAUGCUCGUUAAUGGAUAUUAAAAUUGCAUAAACAAAACCUGUGGAUCCAGUUCAUUAGUAUUGAUCAGUCAAAUCAUUUGUUAAGUACACUUUGUCAUAUCAUUUAGAAUUGAAAGUGGGUAAAUAUGUCGCGCCAAGUAGAUACAAAUGUUGCUCGGUUACUGGAAGGUUUAGGAUUGGAAGGUGAAGACUUCUGCGACUUUACCAUUGCUGACCAAAAUUCUGUUGCGGAAUCGCAAGGUAUCACACCGACAACGCCGUCUAACUUUAAACCGGUACUCGGCGAAAAUGUGACAUACGUUGUGGCUUGUGUUAUAAUCAACGAACGAAAUGAAAUAUUAAUGAUGCAGGAAGCGAAAGAAAGUUGCGCCGGCAAGUGGUAUCUGCCAGCAGGACGCAUGGAAAAAGGUGAGACUAUAGUGCAGGCCACUAUGAGAGAAGUGCUCGAAGAAACAGGAUUGCACUGCGAUCCCACGACGCUGCUGGUCGUGGAGACCGCCGGCGGCAUGUGGUACAGGUUCGUGCUCGCCGCCGAUGUCACGGGAGGCGAACUCAAGACUCCCGCCAGAGCUGACAAGGAAUCAUUACAAGCAAAGUGGAUAUCAAACUUACAAGAGAUAACUUUGAGGUCUAAUGAUAUUUUGCACCUUAUUGAAAAAACUCAGCUGUACAAACAGAGUCAUCCCGGAAUAGGAUGGCACAAAAACCUUUUACCUGCAGCUAUUCCACAUGUUAAAGAUCUGCUCAGGCUUAUUGUAGUCAUUAAAAAGCGAAGUACAAACAGGCUCCAUGUGUUGUUGAGUGAAAAAACUGCCAUACAUUUUCCAGUGUGUGAAAUCAACCCAGCAAAGAGUGUGCACUCCACAUUGAGGAGGUUUAUGGUGGAGAUGUUUGGAGCUGAUGUCGGGCAGCACCGGCCUCUGGGCCUGCUCAAUGUGGAGGCUGAUCCUUCAAGUGAUGGCUGCUGUCUGACCCUGCUGGUAGCAUUCAGGCCUCCUUUAGAAGAGGUGCCCCUAAUUGGUAAAUGUGUAUGGCACGAGUUGUCACAGGAAUCAGAACAGCAAUUGCUCUCUAAAAUAACAACAAAAAAUUCCACUGUAGAACUGCAUGUAGUUCGUUGAUCCAUGACCAUAAUGAAAAUAAUGCAUAUGAUUAUGUGUAUCAAGAAUACUCAACUUACUGUCUAAGGUUAUUUACAUCUAUCUUAACCAACUGUAUUAUAAGAAAUCAACAAAAACUAACAAACAUAUUUGUUAUUAAUAACAUAUAUUUAAUGGCAGAGGGAUUGUAAGACAUUUAAGAAUGUAAAAAUACAAAGUACUUUUACUUACAUUUCAGUAAGUUCUGUACUGGAACAUUCCAUUUUAUAUUAUAAAUUAUGUGACCAUGAUAUUAUUUUGUAUAAAUUUAUUAAAAUUAUAAAUAUUGCCUUAAUAUGAAUGUGUCCUGUAAUAUUCUUGUUUUAAUUUGGAUCACAAGACAUAAUAAUUCAUAAUCUUACGACUGUUAUUGCAGUACCUGAAAAUUAUAUGUAAUAAUAUAUAAUAUACCUACCUAUAUGAAAUCACAUCACAUGAUAUUUGCUUUAAACUGUAACCAAGUAUUGUUAUUUCUACUAUUUAGUUUAGUGUAAGUUCUUUUUUAUGUGCUGGGUACUUGUUAAUUUUAUGUCUCUAUAUUUUUACACUACAAAAUAAAAUGUUAAAACUGC
This is a messenger RNA of Leguminivora glycinivorella, 1786 nucleotides long. Its product is annotated as 8-oxo-dGDP phosphatase NUDT18. Bases 201 to 1196 code for a protein of 331 amino acids. Gene Ontology annotation, molecular function: 8-oxo-dGDP phosphatase activity; 8-oxo-GDP phosphatase activity; magnesium ion binding. The transcript has a single exon. NCBI's taxonomy places the organism in Eukaryota, Metazoa, Arthropoda, Insecta, Lepidoptera, Tortricidae. The record is from RefSeq and is a predicted model, not a curated record.